GUCCAUAAUACCCUGUGCUUCUUCCCGCUGUACAGCAGGUACACUCUCUGUUCGACGACUUUGUUCUUUCUGCCGAAUAUUUUCCCCAUCGACUGUACAUCAUCUCGCAUUUCCUGAAUUGAAGAAUACAUUUGCUUAUUCGCGGGAUCGCAAUGUCCUCAUCCCCAACGCCGGUCGCGGUCCCUUACCAAGCAUAUAGAUCCAAGCGACAUGGGAGAACUUCGUCCGCAAACUUCAACAAUAGUGCCCCAUCUUCCCCUCCCCUCCAGGCCUCGCGCCCUUCAAGCAUGGUGUUCGGUAGCCCCGGCCUAAACGGCAAUGGUGGUUUCUCCUUGACGAAUGGUGCACCUAAUGGAAACGGCGUCGCACCACUAGCUGCAGCUGCAGAAAUCUUCCCCGUCGAGAGAAAGGCUCCCAUCACACCAGAGGCGAACAGCAUUAUCUCAGUUUUCCAAGAAGAGAAGCCCAUCCCAACACCGACGCCAACUCCCGAGCCUAUCUCUAUCCAUGUCACCCCGCACAUCAAUGGGCCCGUUUCUCGCACCGAAGACUCCCUACUUCCUGCUCUCCCAAUAAUCAAGGUGGAAAGCGCAUCAACUGCCCCCAUAAAUGGCGACGCGAAUCCAACGGAGAACGGCGAGGAUGGGGAGGUAAAGAUAGACGUUGAUUCGCCAACUACGCCCACUGCCCUCGCAAGCGCCGGUGCUAGCGUAAACGGACCUCAGAAUGGCAAGGACAAACGACCGGAAGUUUCAACUUCUCCACCAUCCUCGAAUCCCCCAGUGGCCUCACCGCCAUUACAAGCCUCUGCCAUGCCCUCUUCGCCUCCAAGUUCAUCGACAUCAAAGCCUUUGCCAGGCUCACGAAAGAUAUCGACAUUCAGACGCGUACCUCUCCGUCCAUCACCACUCAACCCCGAGGGGUCAUCGACAUCGCCGCGAUCCGUGUCCACUUCGGUGAUUCCGUCUCCUCAGCAAAUACACACCCGCCUACCAUCAAAGGCUACCCUGCUGCCGAGGCAGCUCGACCCACCUGCUCCUCCACCCAAGCCUGCUCACGCUCAACCCCUCAUGCACCAGCGUACAAUCUCGUCAGGCUCUUCAACAUCGCCUCUCGGAUCGUCUCCAACGACCAUAUCCCCUCUAGGCUCGCCGUUCUCGCCUACCCCUCCCACUGGCUCGCUUAUGCCCUCACCAAUGCCGGGGUCCUCUCUCAGAAACUCUCCCUUACCCUCCCCUGCGUCUGCACGCGCUCCGAUCCUUGGUACCCAGUCUCCUCCAGCUCGCACUCCGAUUCCACAGACCCCCGCUGCACUGGCCGCACCUUACGCCGUGCGCACGAAUUUACACUCGACCACGCCGUCCUCUUCUGCACCCGCCACGCCAUCUAUGCCACUGCCCGGCGUCGCUCCACCAGGCAAAGCAAGAACUACGGCACCAUAUCGUCCCGGGUUCCAGCCAAAGGGCGUGUACCGCCCGCGAACAGACGCGUUCAUCGAGGCACGGAAUGCACAUCUCGAUGAGGCGCGCAUCGAACGCACGAAGCUGGAGCGACGCUUUGAGAAGCUCGUGACGCUGCAUUUCCCGGCCGAGGAGAAGGAGAAGGGCAAAGAGCGUGGGCGACUUGGGUCGGGAUCUGGGUCGGGAUUCAGUGGUUCUGCGGGAGCGGCGCCGGCGGUGGCAGCAGCGGUAGCGGCGGGGCAGAAGAGACCGGGGGUCGGGCUGCGCGGGGGUCCCGGGGCGAAGGAGGUGGUGAGGAGGUCGAGCAGUUUCUUCGAUCCGGAGACGUGGAAAGGGCUCAAACCGGGUGAGCUGUGGAAAGGUGUCGUGUCGGGUGGGGAGAAGGACGAGAUCAGAGUCGCGGAGCAGCGCAUAGCACCCUGGGCAGACGACAGCAGCGAGUCGGCCUGUCCGAUUUGCACCACGUCUUUCCAUCCGCUUACAAACCGGCGGCACCACUGUAGACUUUGCGGAAAGCUGGUGUGUGCAUCACCGCCUGCACCCGGAAGAACCGCCUGUUCGAUCCGUUUCGUCGUUGACGGGCGCACGCGCGCGAUCGAGGAAGUGGGCGAGGGCGUGGAUUAUGGGGUGCGCCGGCGCACGAGUUCGAUAAGCGCGGGUGAUGGAAAAGGCAAGGGCAAGGGCAAAGAAGAGGACGAGGACAAGUUCUUAAAGGGUGUGAGGGUGUGUGCAGAGUGCCGACCUGUGCUGAUACGACGGCAGUACUAUCAUUCAAUGAGUCGGAUACCGCCAUUCGCUCGGUAUUACGAUGCUCUCAUAUCCCUGGAGAAAGAGAUUGGUGAGGACCUACCUCAAUUUCAGGAGCUAGUCCUCAGCCUGUCGCAAACACCUGACGCACAUCCACCCAAGGAGGCAACGGCAGCACGGAAGCGUCUUCUUGACGCUUUCUCAUCCUACGAUGCACUCUCAAAGCGAAUCUUAUCCCUACCCACCCCUGGCGGCCGUGGCUCAUCGCAGGACCGCGUCCAACGUGCGAUUGGGAUGCGCGCCACCGCCUUCUUGCAGCAGAACAUGGUCGGGCUGCAGGCACUACCUAAACCCACCCGGCGGGCCACCAACGGCUCCGGCACACCCAGCACUCCCGGUACGCCGGGCACGCCUGCGACAGAGGUGUCGGACGGUCGGGCGGAUGCACUGGACGAGAGCGCGCGGGCGCUGCAGCCGCUGCUCGAGCAGGAAGCGCUCCUGGAGGGCUUCGUCGAGGAAGCUAUGGCGCAUCGCAAGUUCGAGGACGCGAGGACGCUGAGGAAGAAUCUGGCUGAAAUACGCGGGGAGAUCUCGAGGAUUGUGGGCACUGGUGGUGUCGUGCCGCCGUCAUAGGCAAUGCGGGCGUGGUUUUCACACCUCAGGAUGGGUCGACAUUUGCGCAGCACCCCGUUCCACCCUAUGCCACUGUCGGUGCCGUCAUCUUUAAAUGCCUCAGUUUUGCUUCACCAUCAUGUGGACGUCAUUCUAGAUGCAAAGUCAAGAAUAGAGAACAUGGAUCCAUUUGUUAAUCUUACAUCACACUUCAUGCAACCGGAACACAGGCAUUCUUAUUCAUAGGUAAUAUUUAUCAUGGAUGCUAGAUGACCAGAAACAGAGCAAUGCGACUUUAUAUGCC
Coniophora puteana RWD-64-598 SS2 is the source of this 3123-nucleotide messenger RNA. RefSeq lists its product as uncharacterized. The coding region runs from base 153 to 2840 and encodes 895 amino acids. NCBI's taxonomy places the organism in Eukaryota, Fungi, Basidiomycota, Agaricomycetes, Boletales, Coniophoraceae. The transcript has 6 exons. Gene Ontology annotation, molecular function: metal ion binding. The record is from RefSeq and is a predicted model, not a curated record.